Molecule: messenger RNA, 2271 nt
Organism: Cololabis saira (Pacific saury)
Lineage: Eukaryota; Metazoa; Chordata; Actinopteri; Beloniformes; Belonidae
Gene: trhra
Product: thyrotropin-releasing hormone receptor a
Exons: 2
Coding region: 276-1511 (411 amino acids)
Biological process (GO): phospholipase C-activating G protein-coupled receptor signaling pathway
Cellular component (GO): membrane
Molecular function (GO): thyrotropin-releasing hormone receptor activity
Source: RefSeq, a predicted model, not a curated record
CAGAAGCAGAGAGCAGCAGCAGCCUGCAACACAUCCUCUCCUCUGUCUGCAAACUUCAGUCAACACUGGCUUUUUAACGGUGGCUUUAGUAGUUUUUUUUUUAGGGUCAUUUCAUGGCUUUGCAAAAUCAGAUAUGUGACUUCAUACAGAAGGAAAGCCAGUUGGGAUGGAUUUCACAUGGAUGAAAUAUUUAUUUUUUGUUAUUACUUUUUUUUUAAUGAUUUAUAAUUUAAGUUGAUGCUUUGUGCAGUUUUAUUUCCUAAAAGUCCACAGAGAUGGAAAACCUGACCAUGGAUAACUCGACCGUGCAGAACGGCACCAACCAGAGCCUGGCCGUGUGGGAGGACUACUCCGUCCAAUACAAGGUGAUCAGCGUGUUCCUGGUGUCCCUCAUCUGCGGAGCGGGCAUCGUGGGCAACGUGAUGGUGAUCCUGGUGGUGCUGACCACCAGGCACAUGCGGACCCCCACCAACAUCUACCUGGUGAGCCUGGCCGCCGCGGACCUGAUGGUGCUGACGGCCGCCGGGCUGCCCAACCUGACGGACGCGCUGCGCGGCCAGUGGGUGUUCGGCUGGGCCGGCUGUCUGGGCAUCACCUACUUCCAGUACCUGGGCAUCAACGCGUCCUCCUGCUCCAUCACCGCCUUCACCGUGGAGCGCUACAUCGCCAUCUGCCACCCGAUCCGGGCGCAGUUCCUGUGCACCCUGUCCCGGGCCAAGAGGAUCAUCCUGCUGGUGUGGAGCGUCACCUCGCUGUACUGCGUCCUGUGGCUGUUCCUGUCCGACACCAGGGAGCUGGUGUUCUCCAACGCCGUGCUGCUCACCUGCGCCUACAAGGUGAGCAGGACUUACUACCUGCCCAUCUACUUCACGGACUUCGCGGUGUUUUACGUGCUGCCGCUGCUGCUGGCCACGGUGCUGUACGGACUGAUCGCCAGGAUACUGUUCCUCAACCCGCUGCCCUCGGACCCCAAGAGCGGCAGCCAGAAGUGGAAGAGGGAGGCGAGUCAGGGGGGGAGGAUGGUGAGCAGCAGCUCCUCCAGCAGCUCCACGGCCGCCUCACGCAGACAGGUGACAAAAAUGCUCGCUGUGGUGGUGGUCCUCUUCGCCUUACUUUGGAUGCCAUACCGAACCUUAGUGGUGGUCAACUCUUUCCUGGACAAAGCCUACCUGGACAACUGGUUCCUGCUCUUCUGCCGUCUCUGCAUCUACUUAAACAGCGCCAUCAACCCGGUGAUCUACAACGUCAUGUCUCAGAAAUUCCGCACCGCUUUCAAGAAACUGUGUCACUGCGGUCCUCAGCGCAUAGAGAAACCCGUGUCCUACAGCGUGGCGCUCACCUACAGCGUCAUCAAGGAGACGUCCAACGGGGAAAGUCCUGACCACUUCACAACGGAGAUGGACGAGCUUCACUCGCCAUCCGACCCAUACCUACCCGCCAGCAUCUUGACGAGUGGCAAAAAGAUGCCAUAUGAGGGGCCCUCCCUGUCUGACAGAGAUGUCAAAGUUUGACUUGAGACAAACUUUGCACCCUUGGUAGUUAUCAGAGAUUCUGACAGUCAAGUUUGAAUUAAAAGUGUCCCAAUAUUUCCAUCUGAGCACGACCACUUGUCAGGAGCCCACUGUGAUGCAUUGAAAUCCGUUGUCAUUUGCUGUUAUAUUUUGCACAAAAUAAGUAAAAAGACUGAUGAUGAAUUCCCUAAAACACAGUUUACUGAAACAUCCACCUCGCAGCGGCUCUCAACUGUGCUUGUGACCGCCGUAGAGAAGAACAGGAGAAAUUAAAGUAGGGAAUCAUGUUCUGUGUAAAUUUGAUCUUUUAUAGAAUAAACUUGCAGUUAGUCAAAAUUUAUUCUACAGUCACUCGACUGAUUAGAUUAAAGCAGCCCGUCCGUCCCUCCACCUUUUCUCCCUCUUCAUUUUCAACAGAGACCGCAAUAAACUCGACCAAACAAUACGUCACAGCCAAAAACGGAAAGUCCCCACAGGAGAUAUUAGGGAAAGGAUGAUGUGUUUAUGUAACGUCUCAGUUCAGUCUGCUGUAAUUAAGUGUUUGUUCUCUCUUAGUGCUCUCUUUGCACCUCUUUCAGCCACAGUAGGCAGAUGUUUACAACAAAAAGCUCUAAACUGCCGUUCUACACUACCUACUCAGAUAGCAGAGAGACUAAAUUCGUAGCUGCUGCAAGUGAACUCAGUGGAGCCUCUACCAUGUACGCGGUCAGAUAUUUCCUGACUGGUUAGAAAAUUGAACACAGGAGUGAGUUUGAGUUUG